This is a messenger RNA of Gossypium arboreum, 1630 nucleotides long. Its product is annotated as protein LAZY 1-like. The transcript is spliced from 5 exons. Gene Ontology annotation, biological process: regulation of auxin polar transport; gravitropism. Bases 200 to 1375 code for a protein of 391 amino acids. Lineage: Eukaryota; Viridiplantae; Streptophyta; Magnoliopsida; Malvales; Malvaceae. The record is from RefSeq and is a predicted model, not a curated record.
UGACAAAUAAUAGCCAACCCAAAUCUUGUAAUGAUCUCUGUGUUUCUCUCCAGCCAUCUUUAUCUCAGACGAUAGGAGGCACCAACGACCUAAUUUAUCUCACAUUCAUAAACAGUUCAACAUCAAAUUGUUAAGUAGAUCAAACUCCACUCACCAUCUACAACAAGUGACCGAAUUUGGUAUCCUGAAGAGAGCAGAGAUGAAGUUACUAGGUUGGAUGCACCGUAAGUUCCGCCAGAAUAGCAGUGAACCGCUCAAGGAUUUUGCCAUUGGGCAGCCAUCAUUGGAUGACCAACAAUUCUACUCAAAGCCAUACUAUGGCACCACGCCUUUCAGGCAACCCCAGAGUCAUCUUCAGAAGUCUUUUGCUGGUAUAGAAUCAGCACAGGUAGAAGAAGAAGACUAUGAAGAAGAAUCAUCAUCAGCAAUAUCUGAGCUAUUCCAUGGCUUUCUUGCAAUUGGUACCCUUGGUUCGGACCCAAACAUUCCCGACCCAUCAACACCAACAUUUACUAUUUCUGUAGAAAACAUAACUGAAAAAGAAACAGAUGUGACAGAGAAUGAGCUGAAGCUCAUUAAUUAUGAGUUGGAGAGGGUUCUAGGAGCUGAAGCAAAAGAAGAAGGCUGCAACGACUCAUCUGGAAGAAACAGUCAUGUCAGCACUGGAAGAAGCAGUCACGUAAGCACUGGAAGAAGCAGCCAUGGCAGCACAAUUACACUUAGUAGAAAGUCAAUCGAAGGUUUAGAUUCCAAUGGGAAUGGCAAUACAGUUUGUCCACUCCAAGGUUAUCUUUUUGGCUCAGCAAUUGAAUUGUCAGAAACAACUACAGUAGCGAAAAAGGAACACAGGACCUCACUUGGAGAGCUGUUUCAGAGGACUAAACUAACAGAGGAGAGUUUUGGGAGUAAAUAUGACAAGGAGGAGAAGCGAAUGGAGAAGGAAGGAGAUAAAUCUGCAGUGCACAUUAUGAAAAAAAUCUUGAAGAAAAAAAUGCUCAAUGCAUCCAAGAGCUCUGCUGCAGCUACUGGCGGAAAUAUGGAUUCUGCCUCAGCAGAAACAAAACUGCACAAGAUUUUACACAAGUUCCACAGAAAAGUUCAUCCUGAAAGCUCAGCAGCCACAUAUAAGCAUGGCAAGCCCCAAAAGAAUGAGAACAAGAAAAGCAUUGGUUAUAAUGGAGGUCAAGAGAAUGGAGUUCCGAUCCUUGCGGAGGAAGACAUAGUGAUAUUUCCUCAAAGAGCCCUUUCAAAGGACAUGCGACGUUACAAUAGCCAAGCAAAUCCAUCUCAAUUCACACUUAGCUGCAAUGAUUCGAAUGGGAACAGGGAGUGCUGGAUCAAAACAGAUGCAGACUAUCUGGUGUUGGAGCUCUAAAAGGCAGAAGCAAACUUCAUAAUGCGGUUUCCCAAUUAUCAUUCCCAGUUACUAAGAAUGAAAAUGAAUGGAGUUUCCCUGUGUUUGUCAGAUUUUCUAUUAUUAGUAGUAGUAAUUAUUGAACUGGUGUUUCCGCGUGGCUAUUUUACAAAACAGCUUGAAAUAAACAAAUAAAGGAGGCCCUCCUCCAGCAACCUAUAUGUGAGAAUGCUUAAUGUAAAAUUGUAAGACAUUUAUCAUUUUCCUUCCAAACAA